AUGCUGGAAUUUGUAAAAGCCAAUUUUCGAAACAAUUUAGUCGUCACUCAGCUGGAAGUAACAAUCAUUGAACGAAAUGAACUGGCUUCUGGACCGGCGGACAAACAGUCCAAUUUAAUGGAGCGCCCAUUCCAAACCAUUUGUUGGACACAGAUCUUUUACCUCAAGCUUCUUUCCCUCUACAAACUUCGGAUGAGACAUCAUCGCGAACUAGCAAUCGAAGUUUGCUACUACCAAGCACUUGUUUCAUAUCCUAUACUGAAAUCUUUCAAGAAAGGUGAAGCAAGCGCUACAUUGGUGACCGAGCAACCGGCCCCUUGUUAA
Gongylonema pulchrum is the source of this 324-nucleotide messenger RNA. Lineage: Eukaryota; Metazoa; Nematoda; Chromadorea; Rhabditida; Gongylonematidae. The record is from the annotation of a GenBank genome assembly.